AUGUAUAUAUAUUUUAAAGAUAUCGUAUAUUAUGUAACGCAGAUAAAUGGCGACACAGAUAAUGGACACUGUAUAUGGUAUGGGGAAUGCACGGACAAUCUUACUGGCAAACAAAACUGUGUGUACAAUGGUCCUGGCAAACCGCUGACAGACCCAAUGGCGUUGAGCCGACUUGAACAAUAUUGUCCUCAGUUGUACACAGGAAAUUCUUCCCUUACCUGUUGCAGUGCAUCUCAGCUGGUUACCAUGGAGACACAUAUGGCUGUGGCAAAGCAAUUACUCCAAGCAUGCCCUUCCUGCUACUACAACUUCCUCAAUAUAUUUUGUUUCCUGACAUGUAACCCUCAUCAUAGCACUUCUGUGGGGGUCAAAUCUCAAGCUCCUAAUGACAGAGGGGUCGCUACAGUCCUGUCAGUUGAUUAUGCCAUGACAACAACUUUUGCGAAUGGAAUGUAUAAUUCAUGUAAAGACGUUAUGAUACCCGGUAUUCAGGAACGUGCUAUCAGUGUCUUAUGUGGAAGAUCUGCGACUGACUGCAAUGCCACAGAAUUACUUAACUAUCUAGGAUCGUCAUCAAAUGGUCCAACACCAUUUGAAAUUGAUUUCCAUGUGCAGAAUACAUCAUGGUCAAGACCAGGAAAAUACAUACUAAAACCCAUGAAUACUAAGACAGUGCCAUGUGACAUGGAGUUUGGGAACUUGUCUGCCUGUUCAUAUAAGGACUGCCCAUCAGUAUCACCUCCUCUGACACCAACCCUGCCCAACAUAUCAGUUCUCUAUCCAUGGCCAGACUACAGGGUGGAACAGCUAAUUAUUACCCGACCUGACAACAAUACUAAAGUCAAACACGACUUCCCAGCUCCAGCUAUUGGACACAUUUCAUUCAGCAGCUUGUUUGACAGAACAUUUUUACACCUGUUGCUGGACCUACAGUUAAAGAUUCAGAAUAUCACAACAACUUAUAAAGGAAAGAUGAUAACACUAGAUGAUAUUUGUUAUCGUGUCAAGUCCUCUGAAAGCUGCGUCAUCAUCAGUAUGUUGGAAUAUUGGCAGAUGGACGUGACACGACUAGAUCAGGUCGUAAUGGAUUCGUUUGGAUUCUUCAUGUUAGCUGAUUACCUGGAUCACUUGCAGGCCUGUGUUCGUACACCUAAUGCAACGUUUGACCGCACAAAGUUAAACACUACAUGUCUUAGUACAAGCAGCGUUCCUAUAGACCCCUGGCUGGUAAUGCAGGAUGGUCUUGGAUACCCUGAAUCAGAGACUUUCGUUAUUUCAUUCAUCGUAAAGAAUUCUCAAGAUCCACAUGAGGUGGGAGCUGCUCACGCAUGGGAAAAGGCUUACACAAGUUUCCUAACCAACUUCUCCAGCCCAAAUAUGACCAUAAAGUUUUCAACUAAGAGACCUACAACAGCAGACCCAAUGCAAGUUCCAAAUACAGCUUUUCCCUAUUCGCCUGAGUCUGUCAAGCAAAUUGACAUUAAGAGACCUACAACAGCAGACCCAAUGCAAGUUCCAAAUACAGCUUUUCCCUAUUCGCCUGAGUCUGUCAAGCAAAGUGACAUUAAGAUCCUGUCUGCAGCUGCCACACCUCUCUCAGGUGUUAUCAAGGUGUUGACCUUCGCUCUCUUGGCUCUAUUUAUCGACAAGCUUUGA
This is a messenger RNA of Ylistrum balloti, 1656 nucleotides long. RefSeq names its product NPC intracellular cholesterol transporter 1-like. NCBI's taxonomy places the organism in Eukaryota, Metazoa, Mollusca, Bivalvia, Pectinida, Pectinidae. The transcript is spliced from 9 exons. Bases 1 to 1656 code for a protein of 551 amino acids. The record is from RefSeq and is a predicted model, not a curated record.